Molecule: messenger RNA, 2063 nt
Organism: Odontomachus brunneus
Lineage: Eukaryota; Metazoa; Arthropoda; Insecta; Hymenoptera; Formicidae
Product: cell wall protein AWA1-like
Exons: 2
Coding region: 70-1539 (489 amino acids)
Source: RefSeq, a predicted model, not a curated record
UUCACUCAACCACUCGUCUGCCAUCCGAUCGGGAGAAAUAGUUACAAGGACAACCCCAUUCCGGCAAGCAUGCGGUCGAUCGUGUUACUAGGGCUGGCGGCUCUCGUCUGCGGCGUUUGCUGUCGAGAUCUUCGCAUUGAGAAUUUACCGCGUCAACUUCGAUUGCAACUGAAGGACAAGCGCGGCCUCAACGAUCACCCCGUGGUUUUCCCGUCGCAUGGAUCUUCUUACUCGGCUCCCAUUCAUCCAAGUCUUGGUGCUAGUUACAACCUGGGAGGAUCAUCCGGUGGCUUCUCUUUGGGGCACGCUGGACUCCAUGGUUUGAGCGGUCCCGUCGGCCAUGGAAUCGGAUAUCCCAUAGCUCCGUCCAAUAGUCUUGGUUUAGGAUCCGGCUACUUGUCCUCUGGAUUGGGUCACGGUCCUUUGAAUCUUCAAGGUGUUUCUUUAGGCGGACACUCGGCCCAAAGCACUCAGUUCGCGCCCAGUAUCGCGAAUAUCGGUGGAGGAAGCAACGGACUUUUCACCCCAUCCAAAAACGGCCCCGUCACCUUUGGACUUCACGGUGGCAGCGGCUCGACCGGCACUUCUGCUGCAAACGCAUACUCCAUGCCGGUAUACGCUUCUGGAAACCAUGGGCUGUCAGCUUACAGCAACGGAAACCUGCCGAUUAUGCUGGCACCGUCGCAUGGCACUUCGUAUAAUCUGCCGUUGAGUUCCUCGGGUUCCUCAGCAGGAUAUAGUCUUCCCACGCAGCCCGUGUCUUCGAGUUCUUCGCACUCCGUAACGGGCGGCUUGAUCAUCGCCACUGGACCGCACAGUGUGUCCUCCAGCUAUAACCUGCCGACUUCCGGGUCCUCUCACGGAGCUGCAGCCCUCAGUAGCUCUCAGAGCGUUCACGGAGCGCCGCCUUCGUAUACUUUUCCAAUAACUUCCGGAUCUCACGGAGUCUCUGCGUUGGCUCCUGGCUCCACGUCUUCCGGCUACUCGACAUCCGGUUCUCCGGGAUCCUACAGCUCCGGCAGCUCUCACAUCGGGCUCUCGAGCGGGUCAUCCGUCAAUUCCAAUUAUGAGCUGCCAGUCUCUUCAGGAUCCUACUCAAGCUCCGGAUCUGGCUCCAGCCCGUACACGAGUUACUUACCGGCUACUCACGGGGACAGUAGCGUCAGCUAUUCAUCCAGCAGCGGUUCCAGCUACUCUAGUCCCAGCGUCACUUACGCGUCGCCAAAUUCUAAUUACGCGAGCUCCAGUCCCGAUUACUCGUCAGCCGGUUCCAGCUACUCGGCUCUCAGCUCGAGCUACGCGAGUCCCACGUCCAGCUAUUCCAGUCCAGCGGUAACUUACGCCGGCACUUCCAACUAUACGCCCGCAUAUGGGAGUUCUUCCGGUUCAUAUGGGUCAGCCGCGGAGUCGCAAGGAGCCUACUCCAGCGUGAAUCCGAGGUAUCUGGGAUACACCGCAGCGAAAGCGUACGAAAGUUUGGAUUCCGGGAACACAAAAUACGACACGAUCUCCUACUCGAGUCCCAAUGGAAAAUAUUGAGCUACUUAAUUUAUAUUUUAUAGGACCUUUUGUAUCUUCCACCCUAACGUUAUCAGGUUCAUUGACAACAAUUUACGUUUAUGGAAUCAGCGUGUGUUUUAGAUAAUGACUAGACUAAGACGAAUUAAUCGCGACUUGACAUUGUACAUUCAUUUAAAUUUAUGCUGUCGCGAUCUUGCCAUGAAAUGUAGCGAUGGCUCUAUCUCUGAUCACUUUACUGAUCGCUCAUUGAAGCGGAUCAGUAGAUCGCGUACAAUAUUGAAAACAAAAAAUUAUAACCAAAUCUCCAGGAGAGAGGAAAGCUGCCAAUAUAUAUUUAUAUUUAAAUCUUCUAUUGUAAAACCAUAUAGCGAUUUAUACUGUAAUAGUAUUUAAUGCAAAAUGCGUUAUCUAUUUAUAUUAUCCAUAGGUAUAGUGUGUCCCCUUUUCUGUUGUACAUCCCGUACAUCUCCGACGAUUGUGAUUUUUGUUGCAUAGUUUUAUACAUUUUUUUUUUUUUUAAUAAAAGAGUUGAUUCCGACACA